Molecule: messenger RNA, 3297 nt
Organism: Cyprinus carpio (common carp)
Lineage: Eukaryota; Metazoa; Chordata; Actinopteri; Cypriniformes; Cyprinidae
Gene: xab2
Product: XPA binding protein 2
Exons: 18
Coding region: 123-2741 (872 amino acids)
Biological process (GO): mRNA splicing, via spliceosome; generation of catalytic spliceosome for first transesterification step
Cellular component (GO): U2-type catalytic step 2 spliceosome; Prp19 complex; post-mRNA release spliceosomal complex
Molecular function (GO): protein binding
Source: RefSeq, a predicted model, not a curated record
UUACUCGGAAAAGGCGGGGCUUUUGUUCAGUUCGUUCCCGACACGUUGAGAAAGUGUUUGUUUUGUCAAGAAUAACACUGACUUUUUCAGAUUAUUAACCGGUUUUUCUCUGGCAAAGGAAAAUGCCAACGCUCAGCGGAAAGGCAGACGUUUUAUUCGAAGAUGAUGAUUUGCCUUAUGAAGAAGAAAUCAUCAGGAAUCCGUAUUCAGUCAAGUGCUGGAUGCGUUACAUUGAGCACAAGCAAAAUGCUCAGAAAUCAGUGCUCAAUAUGAUCUAUGAAAGAGCUUUAAAAGAGCUGCCUGGCAGUUACAAGUUGUGGUACAACUACCUGAGAGAGAGAAGGAAACAGGUGAAAGGCAAAUGUGUCACGGAUCCGGCAUACGAGGAGGUGAACAACUGUCAUGAGAGAGCGCUUGUGUUUAUGCAUAAGAUGCCGAGGGUAUGGAUCGACUACUGUCAGUUCAUGGUGUCUCAAUGCAAAAUUACACGGAGCCGACGGACAUUCGACAGGGCGUUAAGAGCGCUACCCAUUACCCAGCAUCCUCGCAUCUGGCCCCUGUAUCUUCGCUUUGCCCGUAACUUGCCUCUCCCAGAAACAGCUAUUCGUGUUUACCGCCGGUACUUAAAGUUGUCACCUGAGAAUGCAGAGGAAUACAUUGAUUACCUGCGUUCAGUUGGACGUCUGGACGAAGCUGCGAUUCGGCUGGCAGCUGUGGUCAAUGAUGAAAACCUUGUUUCGAAAGAGGGAAAGUCCAAUUAUCAGCUCUGGCACGAGCUCUGUGACCUCAUCUCACAAAACCCAGACAAGGUGACUUCACUGAACGUGGGAGCGAUUAUCAGAGGAGGUCUCACUCGCUUUACUGAUCAGCUGGGCAAACUCUGGUGUUCUCUGGCUGAUUACUACAUCCGCAGUGGACACUUUGAGAAGGUAAAAUCUAAGACUCUGUAUACACUAACCCUGCUCAUGCACAAAUUGACACCAUUCUCUUGUUUUUUUCAAGCUCGAGAUGUAUACGAGGAGGCCAUCCUAACCGUAGUCACUGUGAGAGACUUCACCCAGGUUUUCGACAGCUAUGCGCAGUUUGAGGAGAGCAUGAUUGCUGCCAAGAUGGAAACCACGUCUGAACUGGGACAAGAUGAAGAAGGUGACAUUGACUUGGAGUUGCGAUUGGCCCGUUUUGAGUUGCUGAUAACAAGACGACCGCUUUUACUAAACAGCGUGCUGCUGCGUCAGAACCCUCACAACGUUCACGAGUGGCACAAGAGAGUCAAGCUCUACGAGGGCCAACCACGACAGAUCAUCAACACAUACACUGAAGCUGUGCAAACGAUAGAUCCUAUGAAGGCCACAGGAAGACCUCACACUCUCUGGGUGUCCUUUGCCAGAUUCUAUGAGGAUAAUGAACAGCUGGAUGAUGCUCGGACUAUCUUUGAGAAGGCCACAAAGGUGAACUACAAACAGGUGGAUGAUCUUGCUGCAGUGUGGUGUGAAUAUGGAGAGAUGGAGCUGAGACAUGAGAAUUAUGACCAAGCUUUGCGUAUACUAAGGAAAGCGACGGCGAUUCCAUCAAGAAAAGCCGAGUAUUUUGAUUCUUCAGAACCAGUGCAGAAUCGAGUUUAUAAGUCCCUGAAAGUGUGGUCCAUGCUUGCAGACUUAGAAGAGAGUCUUGGCACAUUCCAGUCCACAAAGGCAGUGUAUGAUCGCAUCAUUGAUCUCCGGAUCGCCACACCUCAGAUCAUCAUUAACUAUGCCAUGUUUCUUGAAGAACACAACUACUUUGAGGAUAGUUUCAAGGCAUACGAGCGUGGCAUUGCCCUUUUUAAAUGGCCUAACGUCCAUGACAUCUGGAACACGUACCUCACCAAGUUCAUCGACCGUUAUGGAGGCAAAAAGCUGGAGAGAGCGCGAGAUCUGUUUGAGCAAGCACUGGAUAGGUGUCCUCCUAAAUAUUCCAAAACUAUCUACUUGCUGUAUGCUAAGCUGGAAGAGGAGUACGGUCUGGCGCGACAUGCCAUGGCUGUGUAUGAGAGAGCCACUGCAGGUGUAGAACCAGAGGAACGACAUCAAAUGUUCAACAUCUACAUCAAGCGGGCAGCGGAGAUUUAUGGAGUCACUCACACAAGAGCCAUCUAUCAGAAAGCCAUUGAGGUCCUGCCAGAUGAGCACGCCAGAGACAUGUGUCUGCGCUUCGCUGACAUGGAGAGCAAACUUGGGGAGAUUGACAGAGCGAGAGCCAUCUACUCGUACUGCUCUCAGAUCUGUGAUCCGAGGUUGACCGCUCAUUUCUGGCAAACCUGGAAGGAGUUUGAGAUACGCCACGGUAACGAGGACACAAUCCGUGAGAUGCUGCGGAUUAAACGCAGUGUGCAGGCCACAUACAACACACAAGUCAACUUCAUGUCCUCUCAGAUGCUCAAGGCAACCACCAAUGCUAGUGGAACAGUGUCAGAUCUUGCUCCUGGGCAGAGCGGAGUGGAUGACAUGAAGCUGCUGGAGCAGAAGGCUCAACAGCUCGCUGCAGAGGCAGAACAGGACAAACCCAAACCUAAAGAGAAGAUCCUUUUCGUCAGGAGUGACACCUCUCGCAGUGAACUCGCUGAACUGGCUAAACAAGCUAAUCCAGAUGAGAUUGACAUUGAUGAUGAAGAUGAGGAUGCAGAGGAUGGGGAACCAGAUGAGGUGCAACUGGAGCAGAAGUCUGUCCCUACUGCUGUCUUUGGAGGACUAAAGGAUGACUGAAUUUGCUGCAGUUUUUAACAUCAGGAAACAGAGAAAUCAAUACCGACGUGCUGAUGUGAAUUUAUGUAAAUGGCUUAGUGCACUGUAGCAAUAACAGUUCAGACCGCAUGGUGUCACUCUUUGGAGCAUUUACAUGCUUUCAAUUUGUUCAUCAUGACUUUGGGUAGAUAAAAUGUUAAAGCGCUUGAUCUAUUGUUUACCCCUCUCUACUGUAUAUUAAAACAACAGUUAACAUGUCUGACAUCUGCAGAUCAUUUAUUAUCAGAUUGCAAUACUGUAAACACUCUGAAGGCACUGCCCAUAAUUGCAUGGGUGGAGCUUUUCAGAUGUUUGUUUGUUUGUUUGUGCAAACAUCUGAAUGCUGUGGUUUGAGGAAUAUGCAAGUUAAAAAAACAAAAAAUAAACAGCGCAUUUGGUCAGUGAUGUCACUGUAAACUUUCAUUAUACAAGUUACUUGAACUGAAAGUGCAUUCCGUCUCUAGGAUGAAGAGUUAUUUUUGAAGUUUUCCAAGUCUGUGUUUAAAUAAAUAAGCAUAAUUGGAUUGUUUUAUUUGCA